This is a messenger RNA of Trichoderma gamsii, 864 nucleotides long. RefSeq lists its product as hypothetical. The record is from RefSeq and is a predicted model, not a curated record. NCBI's taxonomy places the organism in Eukaryota, Fungi, Ascomycota, Sordariomycetes, Hypocreales, Hypocreaceae. Bases 1 to 864 code for a protein of 287 amino acids. The transcript has a single exon.
AUGGCGUCGACUUUCAUCCUAACUAGCGCACCACUCUUGCUGAGCCAAGUCCCACUGGCCAGCUUCGUGCCCGAUAUCAGUCAGCCGUACGCUGAUAACAAGCGACCGUAUACAGUCUCACAGUCAGAGUAUUCGGUGCAAACAGAUACCAACUUGACAGGGCUUGUCACAAGGUCUUCGGAGAGUCUUCUAGAGAUCCUAGCAACCAAAUUCGCGCAUCUCCUAGUACGACGAGAGGAGGACAGCACGUUCCGAAUGGAGGCUGAGAGCGGCAGUAUCUACACGCUCAAUAGCCCAAAUGACCUAUUCACGGAUAUCUUAGCAAGUGAGCUGCACGGUGAGCAGGUGAAGCAGUGGCUCGAGCAGUGGAAGCAGAGGAAGCUGGCACCGCGCUUUGUAGUUGGCUACCGAACUUUUGUCAGCGCCAAACUCAGUCGCGCAAAACACACGUCCGGCAACCUGAGCGGUGGCAUAACGGCGCCCAUAAGCACCGCGCAGGGAGACCCGAGUGGCAUGGCUGAUAUCAAAGCCAGCGCUGCGCACAAGACAAGGCGUGAGAUCCAGGGCCAGGCCACUAUCUUGGGUGAGAGGAUCUACGCUAUCGCUUACCGCAAGAUUAAGAUUACAAGUCGCAAGGGUGUCGUCGCAGCUACGCUUGAUCUGAAGACUAUGUGGGAAUCCUUUUCUGGCGCCCGAGGCGAGGAUGACAGCGAGGAUGGCGAAGAAUACUUUGAGGCCUGUAUCUCCGGUGCCGAUGACGAUGGGAACUGCGAUGUUUUUGUUAUCGAUUCUGCACCGGGGGGCGACGGAGCGGCUGUACGAAUCGGCCUCCUUGGCAUUGAUGGCUUGGGAGAGAGCGAGUGA